Xenopus laevis (African clawed frog) is the source of this 4095-nucleotide messenger RNA. Its product is annotated as C-reactive protein-like. Lineage: Eukaryota; Metazoa; Chordata; Amphibia; Anura; Pipidae. The record is from RefSeq and is a predicted model, not a curated record. The transcript is spliced from 3 exons. Bases 1501 to 2244 code for a protein of 247 amino acids.
CCCCAGCUCCUUUUAGUUCUGAAUGUUGCGCAUGGGUUCAAAAGGUUGGGGACCCCUGCUCUAUACUAUACUCAUAGCUCUUAUUACACUCAAUUCUGUAAUUAAUCACAGUACAAUGCCAGGUACAUUCAAGGUGCAGUAUGGAAAGACACCACAGUAGGUAUAGCAGCGGAAGUUGGUAGGAUCACCUUCCAGGGUUUCAAUACCUCAUGUGGCCCGGAUCCCCUACAGCAGACGUGUAACAGGGAUAGAACAUAGCCUGAAUCCAUUGUCAGUACUGUGGCCCCUUUACUACAGGCAAAGCAGAGCCUGGGGGAGAGCUACUCCCUUCUAUCCUCCUAGUUGGAGCUUGAGUUGCUCUUUUUAACUAAGCCUCACUGUCUCACUCUCUCUAUAGAGUGCUCUUACAAGGGCUAAACUGUGCACUGGUUUCACCUUGUUCACGGGGUCCCUGUACCCCCAACUUCACUACAGGGGUUAUCCCUUUAGGGCCUAACACUUCUGGGGCCUUGUUGACUCCAGGCUCAGUGGACAACUCCACUCAGAUCAACUGCUGCCGGCCAAAGAGGAAGGACCUCCCUCUGCAAAGCACUUUGUUAUAGUGCUGCAGGAAAUGGUCAUCAACCUAGGACCAAUGAAAUAGGUAUGCAAAUAAUGUAUAAUAUGUUACAUUGGUUUAACCCAGCAACAGGGAAAGGAGGCACUGGCAGGGAAGGAAACCAUAAGAGCCAAUACACUUAUGGGUCCCUACAUAAAUAUAUAUGAAAUUGAAUGGGAACAUGAGUAUUAGGUAUUCUACCCUUGUCUCCUCCCAUAGCAGUUUUAUCAGAGAGUAAUCCCUUAAUAAGUGUGAUAAAAAGCCAGGUGUUGCGCACUCUCUCCAGCAGGGGACAUCUGUAAUAUUAACCCCCCCCCUUAGAGUGUGGUUCUUUUCUGAUUUUAAUAAUAUUCUAGUUAUCUACUUUAUUGACCUGCCAAUAUAUCGUUACAGCAUAGCAAAUAAUAUACAUAUCGUAAUAUACCCACUAUCAGAAAAACAAUAGGCCUUAAGGGGGCCCUAUAUAUGGAUGAAGGUUGGUGUUUCUUGUUACAAAAUAUAAAAUGUAUAUUUGUGUUGGGGGGGCACGAGUAUGCAGAAACUUCCUGUGCCCCCAUACGACUCUUCUGCUGAGAGAUAGAACAGGUUUCAGUGCAUCUGAUACUUUGCAACAUUCUAUUUUAUUAAAAUAUUGUAGUUGCGCCAUAUGGCUCCAUUAAAGCCGGCUCCACCCAUGAACGAAACAUUUCUGGGAGAUGUAGUUGUUCAGUUACUACAUUUCUAUUGUGAGUGUUGUAUACAGACUACAAAUCCCACCAUUCAUAUAAGUAGGGAGCACAGAGCAUAUAAGGAGAAGCCUCGGUUCCCGUAAGCAGUUCUCUGGGAUUCCAACAAGGAUACAGCCAUUCCUUCCCUGCUCAUCCUACAGGAUCCACACUCACUGAUACACCAGGAAACUCAAGAUGCGAGUCCUUUGGCUUUUGCUCUUUGCUGGAUCAAUGGCACAACAGGACAUGGAUAGAAAUGUCUUCCUCUUCUCAAGAAAGUCUCUCACAAAUGAUGUGGUUCUGACCCCAAUGGCGACUGGGCCUUUACGCAAACUCACUGUUUGCCUGAGAAGCUACACAAAUGAAGGAAAAUAUGCCCUUCUCACCAUGGGCAUCGAAAAUUCACAGAUCCGCAACAUGUUUGUUAUUUCACACUCGACUCCGGGUUAUUUCGAUAUCUAUAUAAAUGAUUUGUCUUUAUUCAAUCCAGGAACGAGAGAUGUCCUGGAGUGGAAUCACAUCUGUGUGACCUGGGACUCUGACACUGGAGUUCUACAGCUUUGGGUUAAUGGGAAACUCUCCCCUCGCACAGUCCUGCAGAAAGGCUCUUCUAUUGAUCUCCAGGGUGGUAUUUCCCUGGGUCAGAUGCACAUAAAAGCUAGUUAUUGGCAUCAUGGAAGGUUAAGAUUCAAUGACAUAAAAUGGGAUCCUGAAACUUCAUUUAAAGGGGAAAUAAGUGAUGUCCAUAUGUGGAAUGAGGUUUUAUCUCCUGAGACCAUAAGGCGGGUUCUGCUAAAUGAUAGGGAAAUAAAUGGGAAUGUCAUUAGCUGGAGGUCUCUGAACUACACUAUUAAUGGAGAUGUCAUUGUCCAACCCAAAAUCCAGUGUAGAUAUGGCAGUGAGUCUGGCAGCUCACACAGUCAGUGCUAUAUUGAAUAAUGGGAUUAAUAAAACAGGUAGAACAAUGGCUUUCCAGCUAAUGAUUGUUACAAGGGGAACCAAGUCUUUAGAAAUAAGGUGAUCAAUUGUAUUAGAACAGAAGGGCUCCUUUAGUGAGACAAAGCUAAUGUUAGGGUAAUGGCACAAGGGUGGUUUUGUGUGUUUUUUCAUCCCAGACGUUUGUUGUUGGUUGUUGUUAGGAACUACCCCCCAUUUAUUUCUAUCCAAAUUGCCUGUACCGUUGAAUGCACCAACAGGUGGGGUGAUUAUUGUUUGGAAAAGUAAUAGGCAGCAUUACACAGCCAUAAUUGUCUCAUUAUACAAUAUUUUUGUAGUUACCGUAUCUUUUCUCUGAUAGGACCAUCAAAAAGUCAAAAUCUACAUUAAGAGGGUUGUUUAUCAAAAUCCAACAUUUUCUCAAUAUUUUAUGAAAACCACUCAGACCAAAUCCGCACUGACUCCCCCCCCCCCUAUUUAUCAAUAAAUUUUCUCAUCCGGGAAAAGACGCGAUAAAAUCGUGUCAAAAUCUGAAUUGUUCCACUAGGGUUGCCACCUGUCUGGAUUUCACCGGGACAGCCCGGUUUUUGGAAAGGCUGCCCGGGUGAAAAAUGCCUGUCCGGAUUUCCAAAUUAGGAAAUCUGGACAGGGCAUUGAAGUGACAUAGAGAAAAAUAUCAGUGGCACACUGAAAAUUGAAAAAGUGCAAUGUUUAUUCACCCCAAAAACAUACAUUUAUAUUUUUUUCAUUUCACUUUGCUUUGUGAUGUCACAAAAGGAGGAGUCUUUAUCCACGCCCCUUCCUCACACUUUAAAUGUGGAUAACAUGAUUGUUGCACUAGGCUUGAUAAAGGGUCCGAAACGUUGCCUUUUUUCUGUAUGUUUUUGAGCCACUGGUAUUUUUCUCUAUGUAACUUUGAGACCCCAGUGGCAGGCAUGGGUCCCCCAGUGUAACACCUGGUACCACAAAAGGUAUAUUCUCAGGGGUGUAAGCACUCUUGCUUUUUAGGACAUUAAAGUGAUUGACAUGGAUCCGCCCCAGAAUGUCAAUGCCCCAUCCCCAACAUCAUCCGGCCCGCCCCUGACAUCACUGGACCGCCCAUGACAUUGCAAGCCUGCCCCCUGCCCAGCAACCCUACAUGAAACUUUUUCUGAUUUGACGCCGAAACCUAUGACUUUUUUAGACUUGACGCCCCAAAAUCACAAAAUCUUUGGAUUAUUGAACGAAACCCAGCGCAGAUCUGGAUAUCUUCAAAAUGUCAACAAGACAUCUGCCAUUGACUUCUCGAAUAGAAUUUGCCAGGUCUGAGCUGGAGUACUUUUUUAUUUAGACUUUUAACACCAUCAGGGUUUAAAUAAAUCGCGAAAAAUUCAAUUUGUUUUUUUCUAAGAAAAGAUGGUGUUUUUUGCUUUCAAAGGUCCGACCAGAAAAAAACUGACUUUAAUAAAUAAACCCCCUUAAUUGGAUCUGGUUACCCAGCAACAAUGAAUAAACUUAUUCUUGGCAACAUUUGAUAGAAAUGUCUCAUUCUAUAGUCCUGUAAAGCUGUUUAAGGCAUUCGACAUUUGUUUAUCUACCUACAUACCUACCUGGGUAUAUCUGCCAGGUAAGAUUAGACCAAUCCAAGCUGACAGUUUUUUCUGCUUAUUAUAUAUUAAAUAACACUUGUAUGCAAAAUGCUUAUCACCCAACUCUUGUAUAAAAGUGUGUGUUGUUACAAUGUGUGUUUCAUUAUUAAUUAUACUUUGCACCAUGUAACACUGUAUUGUAUCUACACAAUGACAUGAUAUAUGACCAUAUUAAAGCAAUGGCACCAUUCCAAGUCAAUUUCCAAUAAAACAGCAUUAAAUGAAA